Molecule: messenger RNA, 1209 nt
Organism: Lactuca virosa
Lineage: Eukaryota; Viridiplantae; Streptophyta; Magnoliopsida; Asterales; Asteraceae
Source: the annotation of a GenBank genome assembly
GUGCAGCAACUGUUCAUUGCACUAAAGUUGUUCGAAAUGUGAACUUGGAGAAGUUGCGCCACAACUAUUUGUUUCCUGAGAUAGAAGCAAGGGCACUUGAACAUAUGAAGAAGUAUCCUGAUGCCAACAUCAUAAGGCUUGGAAUUGGUGAUACCACUGAGCCCAUUCCUGAUAUUAUAACUUCAAACAUGGCUGAGUAUGCAAAGGCUCUUUCAACACGCAAAGGAUACAAAGGUUAUGGUGCUGAACAAGGGCACAAGGCUUUAAGGAAGGCAAUUGCAGAGUCUUUUUACAAAGAUUUAGGUGUUAAAGAUGCAGAAGUUUUUGUCUCAGAUGGGUCACAGUGUGAUAUAUCUCGCCUUCAGCUGCUUCUGGGAUCAAGUGUUUCAGUUGCUGUACAGGAUCCAAAUUUCCCGGCAUAUAUGGAUUCAAGUGUUAUAAUAGGUCAAGCUGGAGACUUUUUAGAUGAAACACUAAAAUACAAAAACAUUGAGUACAUGACUUGUGGGCCCCAAAACAACUUCUUCCCUGACCUUUCAACCACAUCAAGAACAGAUAUUAUCUUUUUCUGCUCUCCAAAUAAUCCAACAGAUGGAAGCCCUAAAUCCAUUUAUGAAAUUCCUGGAUCAAGAGAGUGUGCUAUUGAAAUCUCAUCUUUCUCAAAGAUUGCUGGAUUCACGGGUGUACGUCUUGGUUGGACUGUGGUUCCUGAUGAGCUGUAUUAUGCAAAUAAAGUUCCUGUGAUACAUGAUUUUGAUCGAAUUGUAUGCACUUGUUUUAAUGGUGCUUCAAGCAUUGCUCAAGCUGGUGGACUCGCAUGUCUUUCCCCUGAUGGCUUCAAGGCAGUGAUGUCGGUGGUGGAUUACUACAAGGAAAAUGCAAAAAUAUUGGUGGAGACAUUUACAUCAUUAGGUCUAGUUGUAUAUGGUGGUGUAAAUGCACCAUAUGUAUGGGUGCAUUUCCCUGGAUCAAGAUCAUGGGACAUGUUCUCUGAGAUUCUCAACAAAACACAUAUAAUUACAGUUCCGGGCAGCGGGUUUGGGCCCGGGGGUGAAGGAUAUAUAAGGGUCACUGCUUUCGGGCAGAGAGAAAACAUAUUGGAAGCCUCGGUCAGGCUUAGAAACGUUAACUUGUAAUAAACACGUUAUAAUUUGAUUUUGGUGGAAGAAGACGUUAAUUUGAUUGAUUAUGAUCGGAUAUAAAGUGUAC